UUUUUUUCCACAAUGAAAUUAAAGUUCAACCUUUUUAAGCUAAAUUAUUGAAUUUUGAUUUUGUGGGCAUUGGUUUCCUGUUAAUUGAACCUACUAAUUAUCAAUAAAAAAAGUCGAAUGCUAGUGAAAAGGUAGGAAUUGUUCUGGAAUAUGGAAGGUGACUUGAUUGGAAAAGGUUGAAUAUUUAAACGCACAUGGAUGUGAUGAUUUAGGAUUGGAGUAGAUUGUGGUUAAUUGGUGUUGUUGUUGCUCUCGGAUUGAGGAGAUGGCAACCACAUUCUUCUCAAGUGGCUCAGUUUUUGUGGGCUUUCUCAGUGUAGCACCGGUUGAAUUGUUCUGGGGGAAAAUGCAUCCGCCUUUAACCAUAUACAAGCACCCAAUGUGUGCAGAAAUUAUUGAGGCAUUCCAAAAAUGUCAUUCAGACCAUCCUGUUGGAAAAUUCUUUGGUGAAUGUACAGAACUCAAGAUAAAACUUGACCGCUGUUUCAGGCAAGAAGUGAGCUCAAAAGUUGUGAAGCGGAAGAAAAACUUAGAGAAGAGCAGGAAACUGAGGGAAACACUACAAGCUUACAGGAAGGAAACUGCUGAGGGGGGCAAUUAAGAGAACUUCAUGCAAGCUUAACUAUGAAGUUGGAGUUGAAAACCCUGAACCCCCCUUUUUGUGAUUCAAAGAUUUGUUUCCAGCCUUGCCCGUAAAAUAUUACAUGGCACAUUCAUAGACGAGGGGAUAUGUCAAAAUCUCCAACAUUUCAUACUGCGAUCUCUUAAUUGUGUUGAUCCAUUUUCAUUAAGUUUGCUGUAGUAAUAAUUUGUUAACCAAACAGAUCCAUAUAGAAUGAUGCUUUGAAAGGAAACAAAGUUAUAUUUUGAAAUUGCAGUAUUCCCUUCAA
Vitis riparia (riverbank grape) is the source of this 890-nucleotide messenger RNA. Its product is annotated as COX assembly mitochondrial protein 2 homolog. Bases 266 to 601 code for a protein of 111 amino acids. Gene Ontology annotation, cellular component: mitochondrion. The record is from RefSeq and is a predicted model, not a curated record. The transcript has 4 exons. NCBI's taxonomy places the organism in Eukaryota, Viridiplantae, Streptophyta, Magnoliopsida, Vitales, Vitaceae.